ACCUUCCAGCAAAAGCCACCGAAUACGGGGCUGUAGCGGCCAGACGGAUGCCAAAGCCACACGGCGCGCGAGCGGGCAGCUGCCGCGGUCGCCGUCCCACGCGGGCCCCGGACAUCAAGGGCUGCUGAGCGAUCCUUUAAAGACAUUUCUGCCUUCCGAAUAACUUUAGCCUUCACUGAAAACCCCCAGUAAAAUGCACUAAGAAGUGGAAUGUCAACAAAACACAAUUCUCCAGAACUCUAAAACAACCAAGCCUAACGUGGUUUAGUUCCCGAAGUUUAAUAAAAGAAAAUUGCAUAAAAGAAAAUUGCCGAAGGAAUAAAUAAUUCAGGAAACUCAAGCUGGUCUAGAGGAUUGGAAAAAAUCUCUAGUAUUGGGAGGAGGGAGGAGGGGCGGCUUGCUUUCCGGAAAUCAGUGUUUGGUAGCAAGUGAAACAGACAUCAUUCAAAAUGAAGUGAUUGAGAAGAAACAGUGGACACCUUCCCAUUUUGUAGACAGAACAACAUGGAACAGCCAUUUACUCUGAAUUCUCUGAGAAAGUUAGCUGCCAUGCCUGACCAUACGGAUGUCUCCCUAACCCCCGAAGAGCGAGUCCGGGCCCUCAGUAAGCUGGGUUGUAAUAUCACCAUCAGUGAAGACAUCACCCCACGCCGCUACUUCAGGUCUGGAGUAGAAAUGGAGAGGAUGGCAUCUGUGUAUUUGGAAGAAGGAAACUUGGAAAAUGCCUUUGUUCUUUAUAAUAAAUUUAUAACCUUGUUUGUAGAAAAGCUUCCUAGCCACCGAGAUUACCAACAAUGUGCAGUGCCUGAAAAGCAGGAUAUUAUGAAGAAACUGAAGGAGAUUGCAUUCCCAAGGACAGAUGAAUUGAAAAAGGACCUUUUAAAGAAAUAUAAUGUAGAAUACCAAGAAUAUUUGCAAAGCAAAAACAAAUAUAAAGCCGAAAUUCUCAAAAAGCUGGAGCAUCAGAGAUUGAUAGAGGCCGAAAGGAGGCGGAUUGCUCAGAUGCGCCAGCAGCAGCUGGAAUCGGAGCAGUUUUUGUUUUUUGAAGAUCAACUCAAAAAGCAAGAGUUAGCCCGAGGCCAGAUGCGAAGCCAGGAGACCUCUUCGCUGUCAGAGCAGAUUGAUGGAAGUGCUCUGUCCUGCUUUUCUGCACACCAGAACAAUUCCUUGCUGAAUGUAUUUGCAGAUCAAGCUAAUAAAAGUGAUGCAACCAAUUAUGCUAGCCACUCUCCUCCUGUGAAUAGAGCCUUAAAGCCAGCAGCUACUCUAAGUGCUGUUCAGAAUUUAGUGGUUGAAGGACUGAGAUGUGUAGUCUUAUCAAGAGAUCUCUGCCACAAAUUUCUGCUGCUAGCUGAAUCUAAUACCAUAAGAGGAAUAGAAACCUGUGGAAUACUUUGUGGAAAGCUGACACAUAAUGAAUUUACUAUUACUCAUGUGAUCGUGCCAAAGCAGUCUGCUGGGCCAGACUAUUGUGAUGUGGAGAAUGUAGAAGAAUUAUUCAGUGUUCAGGAUCAACACGAUCUCCUCACUCUGGGAUGGAUCCACACACAUCCCACCCAAACUGCUUUCUUAUCCAGCGUUGAUCUUCACACUCACUGUUCCUAUCAGCUCAUGUUACCAGAGGCUAUUGCCAUUGUUUGUUCACCAAAGCAUAAAGACACUGGAAUCUUCAGACUCACCAAUGCGGGCAUGCUUGAGGUUUCUGCUUGUAAAAAGAAGGGCUUUCAUCCUCACACCAAGGACCCCAGACUAUUCAGUAUAUGCAAACACGUGUUGGUUAAAGACAUAAAAAUAACUGUGUUGGAUCUGAGGUGAUAUGUUCCGAAUGUAAGCACCAUCAACACCAGACAUCUGCCCAUGGACAUGUGGUGGCUGGAUUUUCUUAAGAUGUUUCCAGAAAUGACUGAUAUUUUAUAUUUAUACAUUUUAGACCAGAAAGUUUGAUAUUUAUUGCUCUUGCACAUUUUGAAGUUUUCUUUUUGGGUUGCUCUGUCUCAAGAAAAGUCACAUGGUGUUAAAUCAAAUACCUAUUAAUGUACCCAAAUACUAUCACCAGAUAAUAAAUUGUGCUGCAAAAAAAAAAAA
Ictidomys tridecemlineatus (thirteen-lined ground squirrel) is the source of this 2085-nucleotide messenger RNA. RefSeq names its product STAM binding protein like 1 (gene Stambpl1). Gene Ontology annotation, molecular function: K63-linked deubiquitinase activity; protein binding; metal-dependent deubiquitinase activity. Lineage: Eukaryota; Metazoa; Chordata; Mammalia; Rodentia; Sciuridae. Gene Ontology annotation, biological process: protein K63-linked deubiquitination. Gene Ontology annotation, cellular component: membrane; endosome. The record is from RefSeq and is a predicted model, not a curated record.